Sinocyclocheilus anshuiensis is the source of this 7464-nucleotide messenger RNA. RefSeq names its product protein unc-79 homolog. The coding region runs from base 50 to 7444 and encodes 2464 amino acids. The transcript is spliced from 46 exons. The record is from RefSeq and is a predicted model, not a curated record. Gene Ontology annotation, molecular function: protein binding. NCBI's taxonomy places the organism in Eukaryota, Metazoa, Chordata, Actinopteri, Cypriniformes, Cyprinidae.
GGUUCAGACAUCUUCACGCUUGCUCUAUGCAUCCAGGAGACGUUCUAACAUGUCUACGAAGGCAGAGCAGUUUGGCUCUAAGAUUCGAUACUUGCAAGAGUAUCACAACCGUGUGCUUCACAAUAUUUACCCAGUGCCAUCAGGAACAGACAUUGCAAACACUCUGAAAUACUUUUCCCAGACCCUGCUCAGCAUCCUGUCCCGUACAGGCAGAAAGGAGAGCCAGGAAGCUUCCAAUUUGGCCGUGCCCAUGACCAUGUGUCUUUUUCCUGUGCCAUUCCCACUCACCCCAUCUCUAAGACCACAAGUCAGUUCCAUCAACCCUACAGUUACUCGAUCCCUCCUUUACAGCGUUCUGCGGGACGCCCCGGCCGACCGGGGUGGUGCCACCCAGCAGAGUCGGGAGGUUCAGAUCUCAGAUUACCCCUCACUGGACUAUCAGGGGCUCUAUGCCACCCUCGUCACCUUGCUUGACCUGGUGCCCCUGCUGCAGCACGGUCAGCACGAUCUGGGACAGGCCAUAUUUUACACCACAACAUGCCUUCUGCCUUUCCUUAGUGAUGAUAUUCUCAGCACUUUACCCUACACCAUGAUCUCCACUUUAGCCACCUUCCCUCCUUUCCUGCAUAAAGACAUCAUAGAAUACCUGAGCACGUCCUUCCUGCCCAUGGCCAUUUUGGGUUCGACUCGAAGAGAGGGUGGCAUUCCAGCAUAUGUCAAUCUGUCUGCCUCGUCCAUGCUGAUGGUCACCAUGCAGUACACUUCAAAUCCAGUAUACCACUGUCAGCUUUUGGAGUGUCUCAUGAAAUACAAGCAGGAGGUGUGGAAGGAUCUUCUGUAUGUCAUAUCCUAUGGCCCAUCCCAAGUCAAACCUCCAGCUGUUCAAAUGCUCUUCCAUUACUGGCCCAACCUGAAGCCUCCCGGUGCCAUCAGUGAGUACAGAGGCCUGCAGUACACAGCCUGGAACCCCAUUCACUGCCAACACCUCGAGUGUCAGAACUCUAUUAAUAAGCCAGCGGUGAAGAUGUGCAUUGAUCCAACACUCUCGGUCGCGCUGGGUGACAAACCUCCACCGUUAUACAUCUGUGAGGAGUGCAGCCAGAGGAUCGCUGGCGAUCAUGCUGAGUGGCUCGUUGAUGUGCUUUUACCACAAGCUGAAAUUUCUGCUAUAUGUCAGAAGAAGAACUGCAGCUCUCACGUCAGGCGCGCCAUCGUCACCUGCUUCUCAGCGGGAUGCUGCGGUCGCCACGGCAACCGGCCUGUGCGCUACUGCAAGCGUUGUCAUGUCAACCACCACAGCAGCGAGGUGGGGGCGUCAGCGGAGACGCAUCUGUACCAGACGUCUCCUCCGCCCAUCAACACGCGCGAGUGCGCCGCGGAGGAGCUGGUGUGCACCGUGGAGGCGGUGAUCAGUCUGCUGAAAGAGGCUGAGAUCCACGCGGAGCUGCGGGAGUUUGAGCUGAACCGCCGCCGUCAGAUGGGUCUGUCUUCAUCCCAUCAUUCCCUGGACAACAUGGAGUUUGACAACAAAGAGGACGACCAGCACGACCAGAGACUGCUCAGUCAGUUCGGCAUCUGGUUCCUGGUGAGUCUGUGCACGCCGAGCGAGAACACGCCGACCGAGAGUCUGGCGCGGCUGGUCAGCAUGGUGUUCCAGUGGUUCCACUCCACCGCCUACAUGAUGGACGACGAGGUGGGCAGCCUGGUGGAGAAGCUCAAGCCUCAGUUCGUCACCAAGUGGCUGAAGACGGUGUGUGACGUGCGCUUCGACGUCAUGGUCAUGUGCCUUCUGCCCAAACCGGUGGAGUUCGCCAGGGUGGGCGCUUACUGGGAUAAGUCGUGCAGCACGGUGACGCAGCUGAAGGAAGGACUGAACCGCAUCCUGUGUUUGAUCCCCUAUAACGUGAUCAGUCAGCCGCUGUGGGAGUGUUUCAUGCCCGAGUGGCUGGAGGCGAUUCGCACUGAAGUUCCUGACCAUCAGCUCAGGGAGUUUCGUGAGGUCCUCAGUAAGAUGUUUGACAUUGAGUUGUGUCCGCUGCCCUUUUCCAUGGAGGAGAUGUUUGGAUUCAUCAGCUGUAGAUUCAGUGGAUAUCCAGCAUCAGUGCAGGAGCAAGCGCUGCUGUGGCUUCACGUGAGCGCACACACACACACACAGAGCUCCAUCAACAGCGUGCUGCAGGCUCCGUGGGGUGGCUCGCACACCUGUCAGAAGGACGAGAAGGCUCUGGAGUGCAGUCUGUGUCAGUCCAGUAUCCUGUGCUACCAUCUGGCCUGUGAUCUGCUGCAGAGACUGACGCCGCGCGAGGAGACACGACUGGUGGGAUGUGUACUCAGUCCUCUCUUGUACUAUCUUAAAUCAGAGAAUGGAGCAGAUAAAGCAGACGCUCCGUCAGAAAACCCCGGCAGCCACAACCCCUCUCCUGAGAUCCCGCCAUUAAAGAAUAGUGCAGACAGGAAGUUCUCGUACCUACAGCUUCCUGUUUCUCUCAAGCUUCUGUACACCAUUCUGCAGGAGAUGAGUAAGUUUGAGGAGCCAGACAUCCUCUUCAACAUGCUCAGCUGUCUGAAGAUCCUGUGUUUGCACGGAGAAUGCCUGUAUCAUGCCAGGAAAGAUCAGCCUCAGUUCCUGGCCUACAUACAGGAGAAGAUGCUCAUUCCCAGCCUGUGGUCCAUGCUGAGGUCAGAGUUCUGUCAGCUGGCGUCUCUGGCUGUGUUGCAGCUCCUGCAUGCGCUCGCUCUGUCCCACGGUGCAGAUAUCUUCUGGAGGCUGGUCGACAGCAGCUUCAACAGUCAGGACUGGAAGAUUCGCUUCGAAGCAGUGGAGCGCGUGGCUGUCCUGUGCCGGUUUCUGGACAUGGGCUCGGUCACUAAGAGCCACGUGCUGAAGUAUUCUCUGGCUCACGCUUUCUGCUGCUUCUUGGCCAGCAUCGAGGACGUGAACCCCGCCGUGGCCACCAGAGCGCGCCUGCUGCUGGACUCCAUCAAACGGCCCGCGCUGCAGGGCCUGUGUCUGUGCCUGGACUUCCAGUUUGACACGGUGGUCAGGGACCGGCCCGUCAUCCUGAGCAAACUGCUGCUGCUGCACUCGCUCCGACAGGAGAUCCCCGCUCUGAGCUGGGAGUUCUUCGUCAACCGCUUCGAGACGCUGUCGCUCGAGGCCCAGCUGCACCUCGACUGCAACAAAGAGUUUCCUUUUCCUACCACGAUCACAGCGGUGAGGACUAAUGUGGCCAACCUGAGCGAUGCGGCCAUGUGGAAGAUCAGACGUGCUCGCUUCGCCCGCAACCGUCAGAAGAGCGUCCGCUCGCUACGAGAAAGCGUCAAGGGUUCAUCCGGGUCCAAACGCACUUUCUCCCUCCCGGAGACACUGUGCAACAAACUGCCUCUCAGACUCAUAAGACAAGAGCAGUCGGCGCCCUCACUGGGAAACAUGCUAGAGAAAGUCCUGACAAGAGAGAGCUCUCCUCCAGAGGACGACUCCGUCAUUAAGGAUCUGCUGCCGGAGGACGCAGGCAUAGACCACCAGACCGUCCAUCAGCUCAUCAUGGUGCUCAUGAAGUUCAUGGCCAAAGACAAAAGCAGCGCAGAGGCAGACAUCGGCAGCGCCAAAGCCUUCAACACUGUCAAGCGGCAUCUCUACGUCCUGCUGGGAUACGAUCAGCAGAUGGGAUGCUUCAUGAUCACCCCUCAGAAAAUGCGCUCCUCCACCUGCUUCAACGCCUUCAUCGCAGGAAUCGCUCAGGUGAUGGACUAUAACAUCGGUCUGGGCAAACAUCUGCUGCCGCUGGUGGUGCAGGUACUGAAGUACUGCACGUGUCCGCAGCUGAGGCCCAACUUCCAGGAGCCGCCACGCUGCUCGCUCUGGGCCCUCAAACCUCACACUAGACAGAUGUGGCUUAGAGCCCUCCUCGUCAUCCUCUACAAGUAUCCAUACAGAGAGAUGGACAUGAGUAAAGAGGUGGUGCUCCAUCUGAUCCACAUCACCAUCAACACGCUGAACGCUCAGUACCACAGCUGCAGGUCGCACGUGUCCGCAGGCCCGCUGUACAGCGACAACUCCAACAUCAGCCGCUACAGCGAGAAGGAGAAAGAGGAGGACAGCGUAUUUGACGAGUCGGACAUCCACGAUACUCCGACGGGAGCGAGCAGUAAAGAGUCGCAGACCUUCUUCGCCCGUCUGAAGAGGAUUGGUGGCAGCAAGUCGGUCAAGUAUCAGCCUGUGGAGCUCAACACUCAGAGAAGUGAGAUCGAGCUGGCCGAAUAUAAGGAAGGCGGCGUGCUGCAGGACACGCUGCUGUACUCGGGCCGAGAGGACAGCAACAGCAAGAAGAAGAGGCUGCAAGCCAUGCACAAGCAGAAGUCUCUGGACAUCAGCAACACCGACUCCAUCCUCUUCAACCUGGACGAGCACAGACGCAAGUCUUGCAUCGACCGCUGCGACCUGCAGGGACCGCCGGCCCUACAGCCCUCAUCCUCCUCCUCUAUCGGCCGACAGCAGCACAGAGCUCAGCACCACGGGAAACACUCCUCCAACGGCCACUCCGUCACCGACCGAAGAGGCUCCGCCGCUCAGAACGACAGCAUCCGGCCCAUCAUACCCGAGGUGCGUCUCAGCUGUAUGGAGACGUUUGAAGAUAAACCCGUCGGUCUGGACUCACCGCUGGCCGCCCCUGCGCUUGACAAGGACGAUCCAGAUCUCAUAGACCUGUCCUCCGACUGCACCUCCAUCCCUGAGAAGCACUCCAUUCUCUCGCUCUCUGACAGCGACUCACUGGUGUUCGAGCCGCUGCCUCCUCUGCGCAUUGUGGAAAGCAACGAGGACCUGUUUGAGGCACUCAAACUCCCUGGUGGAGUGCUAAGCAAAUCUGAGGAUCCGUCAGUGGCCUCCAUCAGCAUCACAGCACACUCUACUCCGGUCGUGCAGGUCAGCAUAGAGGACUGCACUAAGAACAAGAAGCUUGAGCCUCCUGCGGUCUCUUUGCCGGUGUCUCUGGAGCUCCCAGACUCCGCGGCUCCUCAGGAAGCCACCAUGACCCUGAAACAGAAACGGGAUCUCUUCAGAAAGACCUCGCACAUGCCCAAUGCAUCCCUGGAUGAUUCCUGCAUGCAGCCCAAGGAUAGCGGCGGAACGAGCCCCUCCAGCAGGUCCGUCGUGCUCCAGAUUCCUGCGGACGAGCUCGAGUCGCUGGAUCCGUUGAACGGGGAAGGAGCAGGAGACGAGGACAACGACGAGACGGAUGAGAGAGACAGCGACCCCAAACCUGAUGAUGAGAGCGAUGAAGCUGAAUUCAAGAUCCAGAUUGUGCCACGCCAGCGCAAAGAGAGGAAGAUCGCCGUCAGCGCCAUCCAGAGGGAGUAUCUGGACAUCUCGUUCAGCACUAUAGACAAAAUGAAAGAACCGGCCACAGAGUCAGAGGCCAAAUCUCUGUCGAGCCUGGAGAAGCCCAGAGAAUCUGCCUCAGCUCCGGCCCUGGAGGCCACCAUCCCUGAAACCAGCCAUCGCUCCUCAGUGUCCACUCUGUAUCGUCAGGUGAAGCGAGGCUCGCUGGGUGCAGUGACGAUGAGUCAGUUAAUGAAGCGGCAGCUGGAGCAUCAGUCCAGCACACCACAGAACAUCAACACCUGGGACACGGAUGGAAGCUUCCUGAGGACGCUGGCCACGUCUCUGAUUGAUUUCAAUGAGCUGAGCUCGGUGGCAGCGCUCAGUCAGCUCCUGGAGGUACGUCUGUUCAUCAGCCGCACUACUGACACACCUGUCUCUGAAACAAGCGGGUCAGGUGUAGCCAAGCAGUUCCUCCGCUGCGUUCUCCAUCAGCUCGCACCCAACGGCAUCCUACCACAACUCUUCCAGAGCAACAUUAAAGAUGGAAGCUUCCUGAGGACGCUGGCCACGUCUCUGAUUGAUUUCAAUGAGCUGAGCUCGGUGGCAGCGCUCAGUCAGCUCCUGGAGGGUCUGAACAAUAAGAAGACUCUGCCAGCAGGAGGCACUAUUCUGCACUGUCUGGACAACAUCGCCACCUUCAUGGAGACGCUUCCCAUGGACUCACCCAGCAACCUGUGGACAACCAUCUCGAACCAGUUCCACACAUUUCUAACCAAACUACCUGCUGUUCUGCCGCUCAAGUGUCCGCUGGACUCGAGUCUGAGAAUUAUCAUUUGCUUGCUGAAAAUUCCUGUAACAAAUGCAACAAGAAGUCUGCUGGAGCCCUUCUCCAAACUCCUGAGUUUCGUUCUCCAGUACGGUGUGUUCAGUCUCUCGUAUCUCGUAGAGCUCUGCGGUUUAUGCUACAAAACCUUCAGCAAGGAGAGGGACAAGUUCUACAUGUCUCGUGUGGUUGUUCUGGAGUUGCUUCAGGCUCUGAAGUUCAAGUCAUCGAUUCCUGAUACGAACCUGCUGCUGCUGGUGCAGUUUGUGUGCACAGACAUCGGGACCAGGCUGGCCGAGUCCACCAUCCUCCAGAAGCACAUGAUCUCCGCUCUGCCCGGGUGCACCACAGCAGCGAUGGAGUGCUUGCGGCAGUAUCUGAGCGAGCUGCUGGACUUCAUCGCAGACAUGCACACGCUGACCAAACUAAAGAGCCACAUGAAGGCGUGCUGUCAGCCGCUGCACGAGGACACGUUCGGCGGGAAUCUGAAGGUCGGUCUGGCUCAGAUAGCGGCGAUGGAGAUCAGCAAAGGCAACCACAGAGACAACAAAGCGGUUAUUCGCUACCUGCCUUGGCUUUACCAUCCGCCUUCUGCUAUGCAACAAGGACCCAAAGAGUUCAUCGAGUGCGUGUCACACAUUCGCCAGCUGUCUUGGCUGCUGCUGGGGUCUCUUACCCACAGUGCUUUGCAUCAGGGCUCCUCGUGCUGUAUGCCCAUUCCACUGGAUGCUGGAUCUCAUAUCGCAGACCAUCUGAUUGUCAUCCUGAUAGGAUUCCCAGAGCAGUCCAAGACGUCAGUGCUGCACAUGUGUUCGCUGUUCCACGCCUUCAUGUUCGCCCAGCUGUGGACCAUCUACUGCGAGCAGGCCACGGCCAACCCGACCAAUCAGAACCAGAACGAGUUCUCCUCGUGCGCCAUCCUCACGGGCCUGGAGUUCUGGAGCCGCGUGACUCCCAGCAUCCUCCAGCUCAUGGCCCACAACAAAGUGAUGGUAGAGAUGGUCUGCUUGCAUGUCAUCAGUCUAAUGGAGGCCUUGCAGGAGUGUAACUCCACCAUCUUUGUAAAACUGAUUCCCAUGUGGCUGCCCAUGAUUCAGUCGAACUUAAAUCAUCUGUCCGCGGGUCUCCAGCUGCGUCUUCAAGCCAUUCAGAACCGGGUGAACCACCAGUGUCUCCAGAAUCCUGGAUCCGGAUCAUUUCCUCUCACUCUGCGCAAGUGGCUUCAGUGCACUCAGUUUAAAAUGGCCCAGGUGGAGAUCCAGUCAUCUGAGGCGGCGUCCCAGUUUUACCCCAUGUGAUCUUUAAAGCAGCGAGCUGU